AUGGCUGUGGGAUCUACUUCACUCCAGGAUCGCCUGGAGAGGUGGGCCCAGCGCCUGAAUAACUUGACUGUCUCGCCAUUGACUAGAGACUAUCCCGACACACAGCAACCUGACAUUAAGCGGGCUAUCGAGGCUUUCGAAUCUAUCAAGCUCCCGAAGGAGACUCAAUUGGCUCUGAAGAAGCUUUCUGGGCCCUCAUCUUCGGGAUUUACCAUCUUUUUGACGGCAUUUGUUGUUCUGGUUGCUCGCCUGACCGGUGACGAAGACAUCGCGGUGGGGACAAGCGUGGGAGAUGACGGUCGUCCUUUCGUCGUCCGGGUCCCCAUUAAUACUUCGGAGACAUUCUCCGAGCUCUAUACCAAGGUGGACAAGGCAUUCAACACGGGUGCCUCCGAUAUUGUCCCUCUGGGCAGCCUCCGCUCUUACAUCCAAGAAAAGUCCAACUCUGAACGUUCACCGAUCCUCUUCCGAUUCGCUGCCUACGAUGCUCCUGCUUCCUCGCAAGAAUACCCUGCCAACACCUUCGACAGCACAGACCUGGUGAUCAACGUCGCUCCUGGCAAUAACUCGCCGGAAGUCGAGCUGGGUGCCUACUAUAACCAGCGUAUCUUCUCUAGUGCCCGCAUCUCAACCAUUUUGAACCAGUUGGCCCAGAUUACUGGAAAUGCUGCGGCAAACCCGGAGGAGGCCGUCGGCCGCAUUGAUAUGAUGACCGAGAGCCAGCGCGCACUUCUGCCGGACCCCACCAGUGACCUGAACUGGUCCAACUUCCGAGGUGCCAUCCAUGACAUCUUCGCCGAGAAUGCCGCGAAGCACCCCGAGAAGCUUUGUGUGGUUGAAACCAAGUCUAGCAGCUCGCCUCACCGUGAGUUUACCUACAAGCAGAUCAACGAGGCCUCAAAUAUCCUCGGACACCACUUGGUGCAGUCUGGAAUUCAAAGAGGAGAGGUUGUUAUGGUUUAUGCCUACCGUGGUGUGGAUUUGGUUGUGGCUGUUAUGGGUAUUUUGAAGGCCGGUGCUACCUUCUCCGUCAUUGACCCCGCAUACCCCCCGGAGCGUCAAAACAUCUACCUUGAUGUUGCCCGUCCUCGUGCUCUUGUUAACAUUGCCAAGGCCACGCGGGAUGCCGGUGAGCUCUCGGAUAUUGUCCGAACUUUCAUCAGCGAAAACUUAGAGCUACGCACUGAAAUUCCCGCGCUUGCCCUUGAGGAUGAUGGCAUCCUUGUUGGUGGUUCCCUCAAUGGCCAGGAUGUGUUCGCCAAGGAGGUUGAGCUCAGGUCUAAGCCCGUUGGUGUUGUUGUUGGCCCGGACUCUACCCCUACCCUCUCCUUUACUUCCGGUUCCGAGGGCCGACCUAAGGGUGUUCGUGGCCGUCACUUCUCGCUUGCCUAUUACUUCCCUUGGAUGUCAGAAACCUUUAAACUUACCCCUAACGAGAAAUUCACUAUGCUGAGUGGUAUCGCCCACGAUCCUAUCCAGCGAGACAUCUUCACCCCGCUGUUCCUGGGUGCCCAGCUGUUAGUUCCAGCCAAGGAGGAUAUUCAGAACGAGAAACUUGCCGAGUGGAUGCAGAACUACGGCGCCACCGUUACUCACCUUACCCCAGCUAUGGGUCAGAUCCUUGUCGGCGGUGCUUCUGCUCAAUUUACUUCCCUGCAUCACGCUUUCUUCGUGGGCGACGUUCUGAUCAAGCGUGACUGCCGCUCUCUUCAGGGCCUGGCACCCAACGUGAACAUUGUCAACAUGUACGGUACCACUGAGACCCAGCGUGCCGUCAGUUACUACGAAAUCCCUAGCUACUCCAGUCAGGAAGGUUUCCUGGACACUAUGAAGGAUGUCAUUCCCGCUGGUCGUGGUAUGUUGGACGUCCAGAUGCUUGUUGUCAACCGCUUCGAUCCCACGCGUAUCUGUGCGAUUGGCGAGGUUGGUGAGAUAUACGUCCGUGCUGGAGGUCUCGCUGAAGGCUAUUUAGGGUCAGCAGACCUGAAUGCCAAGAAGUUCCUGACUAACUGGUUCGUCAAGCCCGAGGUCUGGACUGAGAAGGAUAAGACUGCAUCUAAAGGUGAGGCUUGGCGUGAGUUCUAUGUCGGCCCCAGAGAUCGUCUGUACCGCAGUGGCGACCUUGGCCGCUACACUCCAUCUGGAGAUGUGGAGUGCUCUGGCCGUGCCGACGACCAGGUCAAGAUCCGUGGUUUCCGUAUUGAGCUGGGUGAGAUUGACACUCACCUUUCUCGCCACCCUCUGGUCCGUGAGAAUGUCACCCUUGUUCGUCGUGACAAGUUCGAGGAGCCGACCCUUGUAAGCUACUUUGUGCCCGAUAUGAGCAAGUGGUCUGAAUGGCUGAAGAGCAAGGGGCUGGAGGAGGAUGACUCUGCCGAUGGUAUGGUGGGCAUGCUCCGUCGCUUCCGUCCGUUGCGUGAUGAUGCCCGUGAGCACCUCCGCAGCAAGCUCCCCACCUACGCUGUGCCGACUGUCAUCAUCCCACUUAAGCGUAUGCCCCUGAACCCCAAUGGAAAGAUUGAUAAGCCUGCGUUGCCCUUCCCGGAUACUGCUGAACUUAGCGCGGCCGCUCCUCGUCGUCGCUCAUCUGCCAUACAGGCCCUUUCCGAGACCGAGCAAGCUCUUUCUCAGAUCUGGGCUAAGCUCAUUCCCAAUGUUACCGCCCGUAUGAUCGGUCAGGAUGACUCGUUCUUCGACCUCGGUGGCCACAGUAUCCUGGCCCAGCAGAUGUUCUUUGACCUGCGCCGCAAGUGGCGUGGCAUUGACAUUAGUAUGAACGCUAUUUUCCGCAGCCCUACUCUCAAGGGCUUUGCUGGAGAGAUUGACCGUCUGCUCGAUAUUGAGUCCUUUGCCACCAGCGAGGACCCUGACAAGACCGGAGCUGCUCAGGCUAGCAAUCAGCCUGAUGAUGAGUACUCCAAGGACGCGCAUCGCUUGGUCAGCGAGUUGCCCGAGACCUUCCCUACUCGUACAGACGCGAUGCUCGACACUGAGCCCACUAUCUUCCUUACUGGAGCUACUGGUUUCCUGGGAGCCCAUAUUCUGCGUGAUCUGCUCACCCGCAAAGCUCCCUCGACAAAGGUUGUGGCUCUUGUUCGUGCUAAGAGCGAGGAGCAGGCCCUUGAGCGUAUCCGUUCUACCUGCCGUGCCUACGGCUUCUGGGACGAUGCCUGGACCAGCAAGCUUCAGGCCCUGUGUGGUGACCUUGGCAAGCCGCAAUUCGGUCUCUCGCAGGCCGUCUGGGAUGAACUCACUGAGAGCGUUGAUGCCGUUAUCCACAACGGUGCUCUUGUUCACUGGGUCUACCCCUACAGCACCCUGAAGCCCGCCAACGUCAUGGGUACAAUCGAUGCUCUGAAGCUAUGCGGUAGUGGCAAGGCUAAGCAAUUUGCCUUUGUCAGCUCCACUAGUGCUCUCGACAAGGACCACUACGUCCAGGAGUCCGAGCGUAGUCUCGCGGCCGGUGGAAACGGUAUCAGCGAGGAGGAUGACAUGGAGGGCAGCGCGGUAGGCCUUGGUACUGGUUACGGUCAGAGCAAGUGGGCUGGUGAGUACCUCGUGAAGGAGGCCGGCCGCAGAGGCUUGCGUGGAACUAUCAUCCGAUCUGGAUAUGUCCUGGGUGAUUCUACCACGGGAACCACCAACACGGAUGACUUCCUCAUCCGUAUGUUGAAGGGAUGUAUUCAGUUGUCUGCUCGUCCUAACAUCAACAACACCGUCAACAUGGUCCCUGUUGAUCAUGUGGCUCGCAUUGUCAUUGCCUGUGCCUUCCACCCGCCUCGCACCCCUGUCGGUGUUGCCCAUGUCACCGGCCAUCCGCGUCUGCGCUUCAACCAGUUCCUUGGUGCUCUGCAAACUUACGGAUACGAUGUUCCUCAGGUUGAUUACGUCCCCUGGUCCCAGUCCCUGGAAAACUAUGUCAACGAUGGCGAACAUAGCGACAAGGAUUCUCAACACGCACUCAUGCCCCUUUAUCACUUUGUGACUGCGGAUCUUCCUUCGAACACCAAGGCCCCCGAGCUGGAUGAUACCAACGCCUCUGCCGCGCUGAAGGCCGAUGCCUCCUGGUCUGGUAUUGAUGCCUCUGCCGGCGCAGGUGUCACGGAAGAAUUGGUCGGUCUGUACUCAUCCUACCUCAUGCAGAUUGGAUUCCUUCCUGCGCCAACUCUUGCUGGAGCCAAGCCUCUGCCUGUGGCCCGUAUUACUGAGGAGCAGAAGCAAGCUGUGAUGAAUGUAGGUGGUCGUGGUGGAGCUGCUUAG
Messenger RNA from Penicillium atrosanguineum, 4260 nucleotides. It is a transcript of the gene aarA, whose product is annotated as L-aminoadipate-semialdehyde dehydrogenase. Bases 1 to 4260 code for a protein of 1419 amino acids. Gene Ontology annotation, molecular function: phosphopantetheine binding; L-aminoadipate-semialdehyde dehydrogenase [NAD(P)+] activity. NCBI's taxonomy places the organism in Eukaryota, Fungi, Ascomycota, Eurotiomycetes, Eurotiales, Aspergillaceae. The transcript has 3 exons. Gene Ontology annotation, biological process: L-lysine biosynthetic process. The record is from RefSeq and is a predicted model, not a curated record.